Messenger RNA from Haliotis rubra (blacklip abalone), 2711 nucleotides. RefSeq names its product innexin-11-like. The transcript is spliced from 2 exons. The coding region runs from base 93 to 1289 and encodes 398 amino acids. The record is from RefSeq and is a predicted model, not a curated record. Lineage: Eukaryota; Metazoa; Mollusca; Gastropoda; Lepetellida; Haliotidae.
UACUAUAAGAGGAGCAAAUCUGUAGUCGAGAAACAUCGCCCUCGCCCUCGUUUCAUCACAACGUCGCACAUCAGUGACCUAGAAACGUAAAGAUGGCUGGAUCAUGGUUUAGACGGGGCGUGGACCGCGACUGGGUGGAUUCUGUUAAUGGCUUCUGGUCAGUUCUGUUACUGGCCGGCUGCGCACUCGGCGCUUUCGCCGUCAGGUUCGUCCAACCCAUCAACUGCAUGGAUUUACAUCAAAAGGAAUACAGUGAGGGCCUGUGCCUCACCUCAGAGGACAACCUGUACAUCGAGGGGAUGAAUCCUGAAAAUCACAAGUUGGUGUCGUAUCAUCUCUGGGUACCUUUGAUCCUGCUUAUCCAGGCUCUUUGUUUCAAGAUCCCUGGAUCCAUAUGGAAUGCUUCAAGGGGAGUGUUUUCGCUCAACAUGGACGAGACGGUGGCCAGUCUGGAGAAGGUCCAGCAAGCCAAGGAAGAGGUUCGCCGGUCUACACUCAGAGACACUGCAGUGGUAUACAGCACCCUUCUUGGAAGCAACAAAAUCAUCUCAGGCGUGUUCUACAUCAUUGUGAAGGGACUAUCCUUAGCCAACCUUGUUGGACAGUUCCUAUUUCUGACUGUAUACUUUAGUCCCGUGUUAACGUUCAAGCCAAGACCUCCUGAAAGCUUCACUUCAGUAAAUCCAUUCCUAACAAGAAGUGUUCGCUGUAGAUACACGCUCAGGAGACUGCAAAACACCCAAACAAUGGAAGUGGAGUGUAGGCUGCAAAUCAACGAAAUCUAUGAGAAGAUGUUUGCGUUCUUGUGGUUCUGGGUCCUCUUCCUCACUGUUCUCACGUUCAUCAACCUCUUAGUCUGGCUCGCCUACCUCCUCCUGCCGUUCUUCAGAAACAACAGGAUCUCUGUCCACAUCGCUGCCUUCACUGGAUGUCCCACAAACGACCCCGCACUAGCGCGCUUUAUCAGCAGCUUCCUUGGACUUGACGGUGUUCUGAUGUUGACGAUGAUCUCCCGGAACUCCAGCGAGAUGGUGGCGGCUGGAUUUGCUCACAGUCUCUUCCAGGUGUUUCGGGAGCAGGAUCAGACGUCCUGUGUGCAGAGAGGUCCGUACGGACAAGGCCCCACACUUACAGGGGAGAUGCCACUCCCCUCAUCUCACGGAGCAACCAGUUCAGUCAUGACGUCUGGAUCCAACUUACAGUCUGAGGGCAUACCCAUGACUACACUGGGCCCAUACAACGUUACAUGUCCAAAGAAACCGCUUCUGCAAGAAAAUGGCGAAAACUGACAGUCAAAAUCAAAACCAUUACACUGUCAGAGUCUUAUGGUCCUAUAUAGGCGCAAAGAAUAGGAUGAUGUAACCUUACUUCAGACCUUUCAUACCAUUUUUCAUUAUUUCUAUAAAUCGAUUUCCUUUCUUGUUCUCUCCGUAUUUUGUGUCUUUUCAGUUAUUAUCUAUUAUUGUUAUUUUUAUUAGUUGUUGCUGUUCUUUCUUUUGUUUUGCUCAAGAAGGUAUAAAGUGCCUAAUGCAACAAUAAAACAAUAUUGAAUAUAGAUAAUUAUGUUUUAUAAUUAGUGCUUGAUGGCAACGGGUCUUUUUGUGCAUGUUUACAUGCAAACAGUAUAAAAUACAACACAAACAUGACUUGUUUGGGUUUUAAAUAAUAGUAGUUUUAACAAAUUGGACUUCAAAGUUGUAUGUUUUGUUCUGACAGCUGAGACAUGAUACAGGAAAUAUUUUGGUAUUGAUAGUAGGCUCUUGUGAUGAUUGUCGUUUCUUAACCUUAAAACUAUUUUGAAAGAUGUAAAACAUAGGCUUUAUGAAUCUUUGUCUAAGAUUUGCCACAAGCUGGAUUCGUUUUCGAUAUAAUUUAAGCAACAUUUACCAUUCUCGCGACCAAUUUUAAAAUGUCGACCACGUUCAAUCUCUAAAUUGUUAGAAGUAAGCGAAAAAGAAACAAUGUGGACCUUAAUUUAUCUACAGUAAUGUUACUAAAAUAGCUACCACAUGAAUCAUAGGCUAUAAACAGUACAUAAUACGCCAUAUAAAUGGGGACUUUCGGACAAAUCGUGGUGCCAGAGUGUAAAAGGUUGUCUUUAAGCGGUCACGAAACGUUUCAAAAUACAGAACUGCCAGAUAUCAUCAAAUCCUAAGUUUCCUUGCCCAAUUUACGAGACCUCGCUCGUUGUCAAAACGCAAGAUGUUUUAGGUAAACGAGAUUCCCAUGUGUAAUGGUGGCUGGGGAGUAAACCAAACAUGAAAUGGGUGUUCCGUGAUACCUCAUACUGGUAUUACAGCUGGGUUGUGGACCCAACGUUUGAAGUGCUUCGGGGACUGGUUCCUGCCGAGAAAUGUUUCGAUAUGCUAUACUCUACUCCUACACUUAAGUGUAUAUGUCUUUGAUUGGCAUUUAUAAGUGGUACACAUCAGGAAGAUAGUUUUAUGGAUGUCAAUUUCUGUAUUGUGAGGAACACACAAGGAUAUACUCCGAAACGUUUGUUCCUCAUAACAAACAAGUUGACAUCCAUAAAACCCUCUUCCAAGUGUUUGUUUUCUGUGCGACAGGUGAGAUACAGUAAUUCUCCUUUUCUACAUUAUGCUGAACAUGCAAUGAUUUGUAUACUUCCGGAAUAUUGGAUUUUGUGCAUGUUUGUUCCUAUCCAUGUAAUUGGAGAUUUUGUCUUGAAGUCAUAAUAAAACAUAUCAGUG